AUGGAAUCGUCAGAAAAAAGUGCUACCGUAUAUAUGAGAUUGGAUGAUGUGGAUACAGUACAAAGGGGCAUAGAUAUUUACAAGUAUUGCUGGAUUUGUUUAACGAUUGCGACGGUUGAGGACCACAAAUUAAUCGGCUGUGGAAUUGCAAAAUCCAUGUCUCAAUUAACCCUUAAUAUUAUGUGUCUUCUGUAUGACGAGCACCGGUUUAUAGCAGACCACAAUAGCUUAAACGAUACAUGGAUUACUGAAAGAGAAUGCCUCCACGAAUCUAAAUUUCGAAAAAAACCGAGUCAGGAACUCUUGAAUGAUCCGGAUACAGUAAGAUUCGCAAUUAUAAGAGAUCCAAUCCAACGAUUCGUUUCCUUAUUCCUGGACAAGUGUAUUCACACAGAUUAUUGUGAAUGUAACAAAAGUAUGAAAUGCUAUGUUGAUCGAAUGUAUAAUACACUGAAAAAUAUUUCCGACUAUCGACAUCCAUUAAAAGAAUUUGAUAUGUAUACUUUUCACUUUGCACCGUUAUCAUGGAUGUGCAAUUUUGAAAAAGACCUGGAAAAAUGGGAUUUGCUAGAGAUGGGGUCGGAUCUUGAGGAAAGGAAAUCUUCGAUUAUGCAUUUGACAAGUAUUUUAAAACGACAAGGAUUCAAUGAAACGUUGGUGGAUAGGAUUCAUGAUGACAUGAUGAGUGGAGAGACCACUCAUUCCACACACAAAUCAUCCCAUCGUCUGGAAGUCGAACGUCAAGUACGCGAGGAUCCAUACAUUCGGGACCUUCUUCAUAAAAUUUACUUUUUCGAUUAUUUAAUUUUCCCAUUUAAAAGAGAUUCAUUGGAUCAAAAAUAUCAAACGAAUUUCUGGGAAGUUCCAGAAAAAUCGAUUUAG
Molecule: messenger RNA, 882 nt
Organism: Caenorhabditis briggsae
Lineage: Eukaryota; Metazoa; Nematoda; Chromadorea; Rhabditida; Rhabditidae
Exons: 6
Coding region: 1-882 (293 amino acids)
Biological process (GO): positive regulation of response to oxidative stress
Cellular component (GO): membrane
Molecular function (GO): chondroitin 4-sulfotransferase activity
Source: RefSeq, a predicted model, not a curated record